AUGACAUCUAAUCAUAUUAAAAAACAAAUUGAAGAUAUAAAAAAUUUAAUUAAAAAUAAUAUUGAUAUAUUAAUAAAUGAAACUUAUAAAAAUCAACAAAAUGAAUGUAAUAGUAAUCUUUUAGAAAAGGAAUUUAUAAAAAUAAAUAAUCAAACUUAUAAUAAAUAUGAAACUAGUUAUAAAGAAGAAUUAAUACCUUUUAUAAAUGAAAAAGAUUAUAUUGAUACAAUUGAAAUUAUAAAUGAAUUUCCAGCAAUGGCAAGAAAACAAUUUUAUAGAUAUGUUAAAACGGUUAUUGGUAUACAUAUUGGUGUUUUGGUUUUUUUAUUAUUUUUUUUCAUAUCUAAAUAUGAAAAAAUAUUCUUUACAUUAUUAAUACUUUAUAUUUUAUCGGUUUUAUUUUUUAUACUUUGUUGUCUAAUACAAAAAAAAUUGCACCCUUUAUCCCAAACCCUAAUAUUUCUUUUUUUAAAUUAUUAUGACAUAAAUAUUUUAAUUAAAAAUUAUUUUCAUAUAUUAAAUGAAAAGUUUGAAAACUUGGGUUUGGUUUUUAAAUGUGAGUGGAUCCCCAAGCCUAUAGAAAAGUCAAAUGAAAAAUUUAUACAACAAGAAAUAACAAUUUUUUACCCACUUUUACCUCUAGAAUCAUUCAUUGCAAUAGAUAUUAAUACUCUUGGUAAUGAUAGCGCCGAUAAUUAA
Molecule: messenger RNA, 699 nt
Organism: Dictyostelium discoideum AX4
Lineage: Eukaryota; Evosea; Eumycetozoa; Dictyosteliales; Dictyosteliaceae
Exons: 3
Coding region: 1-699 (232 amino acids)
Source: RefSeq, a predicted model, not a curated record